AAAAGAUUCCCUAGGUUCUGAGGGCGCAUUUCUUGAAGAGAGUUUACACAAAGAUAGGAAGACUAUCCCCUUGAGCUAUGGUCCAGACUCUGAAGGAAGGACUGUCAAAAUUUUAUCUUUAACUACUACCGAACGGACCUUUGGGAAUCUAGUGGUUGAUAAUGAAGGUAUGUCUCCCACUCCUGACCAUUCUCGGUCCGUUGGAUUAAGGCGCUCUCGCCGUAAUAUUCAGAACGUCCUUGACGAUGCCCAAGAUUCACGCGCGGUCUCUGUAGAUGAUUCAGACCAUGAAUCAGAAACUUCGAGGGGUGGAGGUGAAAAUGCAAGUGCUUUCGUUCCUCUUCAGAUGGUGUUUCCCGGUGGUCAGGAUUCCUGUUCUCUUCCAGCAAAACGUUCUGCACAACACGCCGCUGUUUCUUCGUCUAACACACGGCCGAUACCUUCUGAUUACGACCUUCUUAACAUGGUUUCAAGAAAGAAGAAAAUCCCAUCUAAGUUGGCCUCUGGUUGUUCCAAAACUCCACAAUGCCCAAAUACAGAAAUGAAAUCUGCUCCUCCUCGUCCAGUGAGUGCCACCACCAAUCCUGACUCUAGUGGGAAGAUGAAUGCUUCUUUCUCUCGUGACUUUUGUUGUUUGAAUGAUGCUCUUGUGAUGGGAAGUGAAAUGCCUCAAGUCCUGCUCUCCUCCUCAUCUGUUGUAUUCAAGGAUGUGUCCUCAGCUGGCCUGGCAUUGGCUUCCUCGGCUUUUGCUUUUCAG
Cuscuta europaea is the source of this 757-nucleotide messenger RNA. The record is from the annotation of a GenBank genome assembly. Lineage: Eukaryota; Viridiplantae; Streptophyta; Magnoliopsida; Solanales; Convolvulaceae.